Panicum virgatum (switchgrass) is the source of this 597-nucleotide messenger RNA. RefSeq lists its product as uncharacterized. The transcript is spliced from 2 exons. Bases 1 to 597 code for a protein of 198 amino acids. The record is from RefSeq and is a predicted model, not a curated record. NCBI's taxonomy places the organism in Eukaryota, Viridiplantae, Streptophyta, Magnoliopsida, Poales, Poaceae.
AUGCCGAUCACCUUCGACCGCCGUGACCACUGGGUACACCUGCCCAGGCCGGGUGCCUACCCCCUCGUGGUUAGCCCGGUGGUGAGCCAGGUCCGCCUGGCCAAAGUACUCGUCAACGGUGGCAGUGCCCUCGACAUCAUCUUCGCCAGCACAUUGGAGAGCAUGGGCUACGACAUGACCUCCCUGGUCCCAUCUGAUCAGGCCUUCUAUGGCAUCAUCCCCGGAGCCGGGUCGACUCCGGUCGGCCGGGCCACUCUGCCAGUCACCUUCGGCACUCGCGACAACUACCGCACCGAGUAUGUCAACUUCGAGAUGCCAACUCCAAAGGGGGUCCUCUCGGUCUACGGAGAUCUGCAGACCUCCUACGCGUGCGAGGCCAAGAACAUCGAACUCUCCGACACCCUGGAACAAUCCAGGAACUUGGUUCUUGUUGCUCGGGUAGCAAAGAAUGUCCUGGCGGACCAGCAGCCGAUCCCCGCCAAGGAGUCGACUUCCGAGUCGCAGCUCGCGCCAGCCGUGGCGACCAAGACCAUCGUCCUCCAGGACGAUGGACCGCACAAGACCGCCGUGAUCGGGGCCAGCCUCGACUCGGCGUAG